UGCGUGUUUAUUUGCAUUUGUAUCUUUGACAAUGGCAGUAACAGUGACGGAUGAGGAUAUACGCAAUGUUCAAGACAAGUUAUUUGACUGGGAACGGUCUGAAAAUCCUGUAGCCCCCUUGACAAGUGACCAGAUAGAUGCCCUCCAAGAUUUAGAAGAAGAAUUCAGUAAAUUUGAAUUUUUUGGUGAUUUGUCUAUAUCUCAAGAAGAUGACUUACACCAGUCGGCGUUAAAUGUUGUACGUCAGUCCGAUGGCGACGUGGGAAAGUGUUUUGUUAAUCUACUACAGAGCAAGUCCAGGAUAGAAACUACACGACAGUUUCUGUCUUGGUAUUCUGAUGUAGAGGAGGAACUUCUACACGAGGAGGAUGUCCAGUACACACAGUUCAUGAAACAGCUAACUGAGCGAAAAGAUGAGUGCACUGUACUCUUGACACAGAUAGAAGCUGCACUUGGAGACCUAACUCAUCUUACUGGCCAAUACCAGUCUGUUUCAUCGAGAACAAAUUCACUUCAUCAAGUGAGUGAGCAACUUUUGGCUGACCAGGUGACAUUGAAUGGACUUUAUGAAGAAGUGAACAAAAGGUUGCAGUAUUUCACAUCUGUUGACAGCCUUUCCAGCCGACUGGCAUCACCGACAUUGUCAGUAGCGAGUGAUGCUUUUGUAGAUAUUUUAAAUCGUCUGGAUGAGUGCAUAGAGUACAUGACUGUUCAUAUUAAAUGGAAGGAAUCUAACACAUAUCUUGUUAAAUAUAAGCACUGUUUAUCCAGAGCAAUUGCGCUGAUGCGUUCAUAUGUGAUUGAUGCAUUCCAACAUGCCACUCAACAAGUUUUGGCUCCAAGAGCUGUUGGUGGUAAUCAGACAGAACAGCUAGAGAGAGAUACUUCAUUUGCUUUGUGUUAUGGUAAAUUUCAAGCAUCAGCACCUAAAGUCAAGCAAGUGAUAAUCCAAAUUGAGGAAAGAGUUGCAAGAAAUCAAGAAUACGAAAGUUUACUCGCAGAAUGCCACCAUAGCUACUUUUCACAGCGAGAACAGUUGCUGGGAACUGGAGUCGCCACCGCAGUUAGUGAGCUGGCAGGACAGCAUCGUGGUGACCACUGCUCCCUCGUACGCAGCGGGUGUGCUUUCCUCGUACAUGUGUGUCACGACGAGUACCAGCUGUUCUAUCAGUUCUUCACUCUCCAUACACCACAGCUCACAACGUACCUUGAGGGUCUCUGUACAUCAUUGUAUGAUGUACUCCGGCCAUUUAUUAUCCACAUAAAUCAUCUGGAAACAUUAGCAGAAGUUUGUAGCAUAUUGAGACUGGAAAUGUUGGAGGAACAUGUUCAAAAUAACCCUGGUCCUCUGGAAGCAUUUUCAAAAAUUGCAUGGCAGCUGCUGCAGGAUGUGCAGGAGCGUCUGGUGUUUCGUGCCCAUUGUUACCUGCAGUCUGAUAUCUUACAGUAUCGUCCUGCACCUGGAGAUCUCGCCUACCCUGAGAAGCUAGAGAUGAUGGAGAGUAUAGCCCAGUCACUGCAAGAUCAGACUCCACAGUCACUGAGGCGUUCAGACUCGAGGUCAUCCAUCGUCUCUGUAGGUUCUGCAACAUCUCAAGAAGUUGCACGCAUCAACAGUGACAAUACAGUAGAACAACCUCGCUCGAGAACGGGUAAUUCGCCAGCAGAUCUGCAUGGAAUGUGGUACCCAACUGUUCGAAGAACACUAGUUUGUCUGUCUCGUCUCUACCGCUGUGUUGACAGAACCAUUUUCCAGGGUCUUUCGCAGGAGGCAUUGUCUGUGUGCAUCCAAAGUGUGGCAUCAGCAUCACAAGCAAUUACUGCAAGAAAGAGUCCUAUUGAUGGUGAACUUUUCCAAAUAAAGCAUUUACUCAUCUUAAGAGAGCAGAUAGCUCCAUUUCAAGUUGAUUUUACCAUCAAGGAAAUGAGUUUGGAUUUUAGCAAAAUGAAAACUGCAGCUUUCAGCCUUCUACAAAAGAAGCGCCGCCUGUUUUCCCUGGGGACAAAUAAUGCACUGCUUGAGUUCUUGUUGGAAGGCACACCCCAAGUGAAGGAACAGCUGCUAGAUUCUCGAAAGGAAGUAGACCGUCAGCUUAAAGCAUCCUGUGAGGCUUUUAUAAAUCACGCCACAUCACAGUUGGCGGAUCCAGUUCUUGCAUUUCUGCAGAAGGCACAAGUAUUCUCCAGCAUGAGUGCAGAAGUACAGAAUGUAAAACUCUCACAACAACCAUUUGCGCAACCAGCAGCAGUUAGUGAAAUUGUUGCUGAGACAAAACGUCUUAUAAAAUCAAAACUGCCAAAUGUCCAGCGCAGCAUGCAGCUCUACUUGGCAAACCGGGAGACUGAGUUCAUACUUUUCAGGCCAAUAAAGAACAAUGUGUUAGCAUUAUUGGCACGCUUGGAGCAGAUUCUUGCAAAUGGCGGAUACUCGGCUGAAGAUCUCUUAGUAAUUGCUUGUCCUACACCAGAACAGGCAGCUGUCCUCCUUUCAUCAGCAUCAUUGAUGCCUGGAGAUUCAGUUCGUGAGGAGCAGCUUGAUGCAACAACGUAGUGCUGAUAGCUGCUUUCAUGUACUCUUAUAUAAGCCAAAUUUAUCUUUUUUGCUAGUGAAUGUUGGUUAUCUCAAAAGAAUGAUGAGAAUUAAUACACAUGAAACUAAAGAACCAA
This is a messenger RNA of Schistocerca nitens (vagrant locust), 2667 nucleotides long. RefSeq names its product conserved oligomeric Golgi complex subunit 3 (gene Cog3). Lineage: Eukaryota; Metazoa; Arthropoda; Insecta; Orthoptera; Acrididae. The transcript is spliced from 15 exons. Gene Ontology annotation, cellular component: COG complex; membrane; cis-Golgi network. The record is from RefSeq and is a predicted model, not a curated record. Gene Ontology annotation, biological process: intra-Golgi vesicle-mediated transport; intracellular protein transport; Golgi organization. Bases 32 to 2551 code for a protein of 839 amino acids.